Messenger RNA from Aphidius gifuensis, 1524 nucleotides. RefSeq names its product evolutionarily conserved signaling intermediate in Toll pathway, mitochondrial (gene ECSIT). Gene Ontology annotation, cellular component: mitochondrion. Lineage: Eukaryota; Metazoa; Arthropoda; Insecta; Hymenoptera; Braconidae. The record is from RefSeq and is a predicted model, not a curated record. The transcript is spliced from 3 exons. The coding region runs from base 203 to 1474 and encodes 423 amino acids.
CUUUAAUAACAUUCAUUAUUUUCUAUCACAAUAAUAAAUUAAACAUUAUAAAAUAAUAAUAUCAAAUUAAUUAAUUAAUAAUAUCCCCCAAACUAUAAUUCAUUUUGAGACUAACAAAAAUUACUGAUAAAAAAAAAACAAUUAAACUAUUGUAUUAACUAAUUAACUACUGUGUUGCUGUGAAGAAAAUAAUUGAUAAAAAAUGCUACCAAGAAUGAUGUCAAUAUCUAAAAUAACAACAAGUGCAUUAAAAUAUGAAAGUUCAUUAAAAAAUAUAAAUUCAAUAUCAAUAAUUUAUAGUAAUUUAAUUAGUAAAAAAUUAAUUCAUACAAAUAAAUUAUUAAAAAAUAAUAAAGAACCAAAACAACAACAACAACAACAAGUAUAUGGAGGUCAAAGAGAAGCAGUUGAUAAUACAAGUUUAAAAAAUGCUGUAACAAUAUUUGAUAAAUUAAAUAAUAAUAAAAAGAAAAAAAAAAAAGAUACAUUUCUUGAUGUAUUACAUAUGUAUACAAAUGAACCAGAUAGAAAAACUGGACAUGUACAAUUUGUAUAUGCUGCUAUGAAAUACAUGGAUGAAUAUGGUGUUAAUGAAGAUCUUGAAAUAUAUAAAGCAGUACUUAAUACAAUGCCAAAAGGACGUUAUGCUGCAACAACAUUAUUACAAGCUGAAUUUAUGCAUUAUCCACGUGAACAACAGUGUAUUAUUGAUUUACUUGAUAAAAUGGAAAGUAAUGGUAUAUGUCCAGAUCCAGAAACUGAAUUAAUUAUUAUAAAUAUAUUUGGUCAACAUGGUAUUCCAUUGAGAAAGCUAAGAAGAAUGGCAUAUUGGAUGGGUAAAUUUAAAAAUUUAAAUCCAUGGCCAGUACCAAAGCCUCUGCCAACAGAGGCAAUUGAUCUUGCUGAGCUUGCAAUUAGAAAAAUAGCAAGUGUUGAUGUACAAAGUGUAAUAACAAAAUUUGAUACAAAUGAUGUUAAUGAUUCAAUUGACAAAACAUGGAUUAUAUCAGCAUCAAGUCCUGAUCAAGAAAGAUUAAUAAGAGAACAUCAAAAAAAUAUUCCAAUUUAUGUUGAAGGUCCAUUUAGAAUUUGGGUAUCAAAAGCAUCUGUUGAUUAUUUUUUACUUCGUGCUGAUCCAUUAAAAAAAGUUGUAGAAGAAGAUGUUGAUAAUGAUGAUAUGACAAAUAUUGAAGUUAAUUUUUGGAAAUCAAAGAAAAAAGCACUUCAAGUGCAACGUUCUAUACAUGAACAAGAUGAACAAACAAUAUUUAGUGUAUGUGCUACUGGAACAUCUAGCAAAGAUUCAUUGUUAUCAUGGAUACGUUGUUUACAAACGAGAAAUCCAGAUUUAGAAAAUAUUCCAAUUUUAUUUAAAUUUACAAGAAAAAUUGAUGACUUUGAAGUUAUUACUGAUGGAUCAAGUGAUAAUACUGCUCACGUUGAUGGUGAUAGUUCAGAAAAAUUAUCAUCUUGAUGAAAUUAAUUUUUAUUCUAUUUGUAAAUAAAUACAAUUAUUAGUAAUUU